Molecule: messenger RNA, 2184 nt
Organism: Trichoderma citrinoviride
Lineage: Eukaryota; Fungi; Ascomycota; Sordariomycetes; Hypocreales; Hypocreaceae
Exons: 3
Coding region: 1-2184 (727 amino acids)
Biological process (GO): positive regulation of transcription by RNA polymerase II; DNA-templated transcription
Cellular component (GO): nucleus
Molecular function (GO): DNA-binding transcription factor activity, RNA polymerase II-specific; sequence-specific DNA binding; zinc ion binding
Source: RefSeq, a predicted model, not a curated record
AUGGCACCCGAACUCCCACGCCAGAAGCGAAGGGCUGAAAGUAUCGACAACCUCUCACGGGAUUCUCCUGACGCUGCCUCCCGAAAGGCGCGCAAGGUUAGCCGCGCUUGUGACUUUUGCAAGUCCCGGAAGGCCAAGUGCACCGGCGACCAGCCAUGCGCAAAGUGCAUAUCCAGGCGCCGAGUAUGUCUGUAUGAAGCAAAGUACACUCGCGGCUUGCCGCCCACGCCUCCUCCGUCGUUGGAUGUUAGCCACCGGUGGUCUGCAGGAAGCAGCAGAGCUUCUCUGACCGAGACUUUUGCUAUACCUGACGCCACGGGCUUUAUAUCAAGCACUGGCGCAACUCCAAGCGACGAUGUGCCGUUGGAUCGGCCUUCACAAUCGUCAGGAGGACCUGUUGCUCUCUCCCGGGCCUCCCCAGAGCUGGGAAUGGCGGAGAUACAGGGACAGGUGUUUGAUCCAACAUCGAGUCUCGCGUUUCUUCAUCGGGCCUCACAUCGUCUCUCGGCUCAUGGAAGCAGUCAAGGCAUUGAUGACUCGCGGUCAAUGGCAGAGAAACAACUGGUAUUCAUGGCCGGAGACAAGCCGUUGGCGACUGAAGACGGUGGACCUGAACGGCAGCCCACCCUACCAGAUCCAGAGGACGCCAGAGCUCUCUUGACACUGUACUUUGACGUCUGUAUUGCGACUUACCGUAUCUUGCACCGUCCAUCCACGGAGUUAUGGUUAAGCACUAUGGAGAGCAAUUUGAGAAACGGCAUGCCGGUAUGGCAGACAGUUGGCCCUGCUAAGGCAGCCAUCAUAUACGCAGUACUCGCAAGUGCUAGGUUUCACCGGGAGAAGUCCAAGGGGUAUCCUAUCAAGGAUUGUCAGGCCCUCCGGCUAGGUGAUCAUCUGUUUCGCUUCUCGAUGCGACUCACAGAGCUGGAGAAGGGAUACCCCAGAUUGGAGUCAGCUCAAGCCCGCAUAGUCCAAGUAUUGUACUUGUUGACAACCUCACGCUUCAAUUACAGCUGGUACAUAUUUGGCAACGCGCUGCAGCUUAUAUCGGCGCUCGGCUUGCAGCGUCGCGCAGAUUGGAGGAGGAGGCACAAGUCGGCGGCCGAUUACAUUGAGAAGCAGUGUUCUCUCAGAACAUUUUGGACUGCGUACAUUCUCGACAACUACCUCGGAGUAGUAUUUGGACGGCCGCGCCACUUUCACGACGACAACAUCGAUCAGGACCUGCCUGACCGGAUCAACGACGAAAACAUGUCAGCAGAUGGUCCUAUAAGCGAUUCCGAUGAUCGCCGCGGAUGCAAUACUGACGCCUUGGUCUUUCACACGCGAAUUGCCAAGAUAAUCGGGACUAUAUCACAAGAAAUCUACACAGCCAAGCAUUCUUCUGAAGUGGAGAGAAUAGCCGCAGCCAAAGGCUUGACACAGCAGAUUCGCGACUGGCGUCAAAGUCUCCCGACUCAUCUAGGCUCAGUCAAUCCCAUGAUGUUGAUCCCUAGCUACCGGAGACCGGCCCUGGCUCUUGGACUCGCUCACUCGCACGCCAUCAUGCACGCCAAUCGUCUGUUUCUCAUGCGCUCCCCCGCAUCAGCCUACGUGACGCAAGUCAGCGACUGUAUCAGGGCUGCCAAAGACGUGCUCGAGGCGGUGGACGGUAUGGCUCGUGGAUGUCCCAUGUUUCACGCCUUUUGGUGGACUCACUACGUGACAUUCUGCGCACUUGUGGUCACUUACGUAUGGGCGAUGCAGCAACACCGCAUGGGCGCUACGGACGAUCCGGGUUAUCGAACGCGGUUGAUGCAGCUGGCAGAGAGUUGUCAUGGCCAUCUUGCUCAAGCGACUGCUUCAAACUCCCCUAGUCGACGGUACGCAGUCAUACUAGAAGGGUUCAGGGCGGCUGCUAUGGCGCAGUCGACUCCGCAGCAUUCAAGGUCACAUUACACGGCAUCAAACGAGCAUCAAGUGGACCAAAGUAUGUGCACUCCAAUGAUAGACUCUGAUGACGGCGCCGGCUUCCCUUCAUUGGCUCAGAGCAACUUGGCUGCAGAUAUGCCCACGUUUCUUGACUGGCAACUGACAGACUGGCUGGAUCUAGACUCAUCUGCCUUUUGGUUAAGCUUCAACCCAGAUGAAGUCGUCAUAUCACCGGAAGGAGGGCAGACUAGGUACCAGCAAAGCUAUACAUAG